This is a messenger RNA of Caenorhabditis angaria, 4683 nucleotides long. The record is from the annotation of a GenBank genome assembly. Lineage: Eukaryota; Metazoa; Nematoda; Chromadorea; Rhabditida; Rhabditidae.
AUGGGAUCAAGCCCAUCGAAAAAGGGCUCCAGUAUUGAUAAAGUCGAGGAUAUUUCAAAGGUAGGUGUUUAGGAGUACUGUAUGCGCCUUUAAAAAUCGCGUCGGGACCCAAAACGAUUUCUGAAAAUGACAAAAAGUAGAAAAUUUGUUCCUUGUAUUUCUACAGUAGUAAAAUGCUUGGAGGAAAAUGAAAUUACUGUAUGUCCCUUUAAAAAUCGCGGCGGGACCCAAAUUCAACGAUUACUGUAUGACAAAAAUAAAGGAACAUGUACAAUUACUGUAUGUCCCUUUAAAAAUCAUUGAAAUCUUCAAAAUCAACAGGAUUACUGUAUGCCCCUUUGAAAAUCGCGGCGGGACCCAAAAAUUUCUGAAAAUGACAAAAAGGUGUGCACCUUGUAUUUCUACAGUAGGAAAAUCCUCGGAGGAAAAUGGGAUUACUGUAUGCUCCUUUGAAAAUCGCUUCAGGACCCAAAUUCAACGAUUACUGUAUGACAAAAACUAGAAAAUGUGUUCCUUUAAUAUUUCUACAGUAGGAAAAUCCUUCGAGGGAGAUGAGAUUACUGUAUGCUCCUUUAAAAAUCGCGUCGGGACCCAAAUUCAACGAUUACUGUAUGACAAAAAUAGAAAACGUGUUCCUUUAAUAUUUCUACAGUAGGAAACAUUUUAAAGGAACAUGUACAAUUACUCUAUGUCCCUUUAAAAAUCGCGUCAGGACCCAAAGUUAAACGAUUACUGUAUGACAAAAACUAGAAAAUGUGUUCCUUUAAUAUUUCUACAGUAGGAAAAUCCUUAGAGAAAAAUGAGAUUACUAUAUGUCCCUUUGAAAAUCGCGUCGGGACCCAAAUUCCACGAUUACUGUAUGAGAAAAAUAAAGGAACAUGUACAAUUACUGUGUGUCCCUUUAAAAAUCAUUAGGAAAAUCUUCAGGAAAUCAACAGGAUUACUGUAUGUCCCUUGAAAAAUCGCGUCAGGACCCAAAUUCAACGAUUACUGUAUGAUAAAAAUUAGAAAAUGUGUUCCUUUAAUAUUUCUACAGUAGGAAAAUCCUUGGAGGAAAAUGAGAGUACUGUAUGAGACAAUUAAAGGGACAUACUGUAAGCGCCUUCACAUGCAUUCUAAAGGAACAUGUAGAAUUACUGUAUGUGCCUCCAAAAAAUCAACAGGAUUACUGUAUGUCCCUUUAAAAUCUUCCCCAAAUUUCUAGGAUUCCGACAAGCCGCCUGCCGAAAAAUGGGCAGAACGCAAAGAUCCUCCAGGCAUCGACGAAAUCCCCAAAAAACCAUCCACCAAAAAGCCAAGCACUGGAAAACACAGUGCAAAAGUUGCGCCAAAAGCCCCCGGCUCCAAAAUCCGGCUCACCGAAGGUGUGGUUCAAGACUACAUCAACUUGGAAAAAUCGAUAAAUCGAUUGGAGCGUAAAAAUGUGCUGAAGAAGUACGAGUCGCAGACGAUUUAUGCGGAUAAUUUGAAGAAUACUGUAGAGCAAUUGGAGGCGGUGCUCAAAGAGCUCCGAAAGCAAACAGAUCGUGAAAAAUCGGAUUUGAGGAACAUCGAACAGCCGUCGGUGAAGGAUUUUUUGAAGCAACAAGGACAAUGGGAUGAUCGAUAUGUGAAGGAGAAAAAAGAGUAUGAGGAGGCUUGUGGUAGACAGGAGACUGUGCAGAAGGAGCUCAACAUUGCUCGAGUGAAUUACGAUAACUCGGUGAAAAUUCAAGAGAUCUACAAGCAACAAACCGACAAUCUUAAUGCACUUUAUGAUGAGCAAGACAAAAUGUUGGAGGGGAUUUUUGGCACCGAAUAUGCGUCGGAGAAGGAAAAUGUUCUAGAGGGAGAGGUACGGGGUGGGGAAUUUUGAAAAAUUCUGAAUUUUAACCUGAAUUUAAUUCUAGGUCGAUUAUUUUCUGAAAUCCUAACUGAAAUUCAAAAAAUUUCAAAAUUUCCCAAGCAUGAAAAAAUACGUUUCAAAAAAAUGUGAAAUUUUUUCGAAUUUUUCAAAAAUUCGCUUUUAGCACGACUAUCAAUGGCCAAAAUGCAGAAAAUUUUUUGAAUUUUGGCAAUUGAUAGUAAUGCUAAAAGCGAAAUUUGAAAAAUGCGAAAAAAUUUCACAUUUUUUUGAAACGUAUUUUUUCGGGUCCCCAGAUUUUUUUUUGAAAUUUAAUUCUAGGUUGAUUAAUUUUUGAAGUCCUGACUGAAAUUCAAAAAAUUUCCCAAACAUGAAAAAAUACGUUUCAAAAAAAUGUGAAAUUUUUUCGAAUUUUUCAAAAAAUUCGCUACUUUAUUUGGCUUGUGCUUUCCAAAAAUUCAGAAAAUUUAAAUUUCAGACUAGAAUCAGCUGAAAUUUCUGAAUUUUAACCUGAAUUUAAUUCUAGGUUGAUUAUUUUCUGAAAUCCUAACUGAAAUUCAGAAAAUUUCAAAAUUUCCCAAACAUGAAAAAAUACGUUUCAAGAAAAUGUGAAAUUUUUUUCGAAUUUUUCAAAUUUCGCUACUCUUUUUCCUGGUGAUGGCCAAAAUUUUCGUAAAUUCUGAAUUUCAACCUGAAUUUAAUUCUAGGUCGAUGAUAUGGUUGAUUGGCAACAACGAGUUUCAUUGGCCAUGUUUAAAUGGGCAAAUGGGCGGGUUUUAUUGGUGCAUGCUUUGACUCAAAUGACUUUUGGGAUAAAUCGAUGGCAGGAUAUUCAGAAGAUCGAGAAGGAGUGAGUUAGGGUAACUUAUUUUGCCACUUGUAAAAAAAUUCUUACAGCAAUCAACGUGGCCGAUAUUUCGCGGCGGCCGAAGCUCGCAACAACUUCGUAGCCGCCGCUCAAAACGUACAAUCGUGUCGAAUGUACCUGAACAAGGUCGAUUUCCCGUACGGCACUGAAAAAGAGAUCGCAUUACUCGAAGAUACGGUAAGUUCGGCGUUUCGCAACGUGGAAAACGACGGGGAAUGCAAGAAAGCGCUGAAAAUCUACCAAGAUACUCAACAAAAAAUCGCGAGUUUGAUACAGUGGUUUGAUAAAGUGAUAAAUGAGACGAUUCGAAAGGAUUUGGAUCAGGCGAAUAAUGAAUUGAUCAAAAAACAGAAGGCAUUGAGAGAGGAGAGAUUGGUUUUGAUGAAAAAGUUGGCGAAACAGCGAGUUGAAUUAUGAGAUAAAUAUAAAUUAUGAUGAUGAACCAGAUGAUGAUGAAUUAGAAAAGGAAUUGAAAAUGUUGGAGAAACAGGCGUUGGAAGAUGUGGAGAAGUUGAAAUCGGUUAAAGGUCAGAAAAUUUCGGAUAUUUAUCGAUUUGCCCGCUGCCGUCCUUUUAGAUUACAGUAGUAGAUAACUUGAGGCUACAGUACUUUGAAGGAACAUACACUCGCUUCGCUCGAACCGCUUACGCGGAAUUUUGAUCUAUACUCGCGCUAAAAGCGCUCGGGAUACUGUAUGUUCCUUGAAAUGGUCUACAAUGGUCUACCGAGCGCUUUUAGCGCGAGUGUAGAUCAAAUUUCCGCGCAAGUGGUUCGAGUGUAUGUCCCUUUAGAUUACAGUAGUAGACUCAAGGUACUGUAGAUCACCUAAAAUCCAUACACUACUACAGUCUUGUUAAAAAGUAAUGUAAAUCAUUUAAGAUGAGGCAAAUUACAGUUUCCUAUAGCUACAGUAGUUUAAAGGGACAUACACUCGCUCCGCUCGAAUUCAGGAACGAUAAAAAAAUGUUUUUUUAACAUUUUCCAAAAUCUCAAUUCACGAAAAGUCAAAAAAUGCCAAAAAACAUUAGUUUUUCAGCCAAAAAUGAUGAAAAAUCGAUAUUUUUUAAGCUUCUGGUGUGAUUUCUGAUGAAAAUUGACCUUCAGAAGGUUUUGCUGAUUUUUCGUAAAAUAAAAAAAUUUUUAAAUUUUGAUGAAUUUCGAAAAAAUUCAUAAAAUGAGGUAAAAUAGGGUUCUCGAAGCUUAUUUUCAUCAGAAAUUACUCCAGAAGCUUGAAAAAUAUCGAUUUGUCAUCAUUUUUGGCUGAAAAACUUGACAAAACUAAUGUUUUUUCGACAUUUUUUGACUUAAAGAACAUUUUUAAACGAUUUUUUUCGUUCGUGAAUCAGCCCUACACAAAAAUUUCAAAAAAUAUAGUUUUUGGACAUUUGCUAAAUCGAAAUUUUUUGUAAAAAAAUGUUUUUUUUUACCCCAUAAGCUUUAAAAUUGAAAUUUCACGAGCAAAAAACAUCAAGUUUUUUGACAAAAAAUUCAAUGAUAUAGUCGAUGUUUUAAAAUAAGGUGAACGAAUGCCAAAAAAAACAUUAUUCCGUCAGACGCGUGCGGCUAUGCGUCGCGGUCGGCCGGGAAACAAUCAAUAAUUCAGUUUUGGGAAAUUCUGAAGUGUCAGUCCAGCAAAAUUCGUAAUUUUCAGCUAGAAAACUUCCAGAAUUUUCCAAUUUUCACCCGAAAAUUCUCCAAUUUUCUAGGCAUGAAUCUAAUCGACGGCAACAAUCAAGUUCAAAACGUCAUCCCAUUGAGUAAACUGGCUCCGCUUCCCUCGAAAGACGCGCUUUUCGGCGAUGUCAAACAGAAGUUGGACGAGUACGAUGAGACGCGAAAACAAUUCGAGAGGCGGAAUAAUAUGCAGAGGGAGAAGCAGGCGAUGGCAUUGCAGGAGAAGUUGAAAUUGCGACAGCAGAAGGGGCGAAGGAAUCGGAAGGAGAGGAGGGAUUCGAUUGGAGCUGGAGCAUAA